AUGCCACGCAAGCUGAGGGCAGCUGCCCAAGCGGCAGCGGAGUCAAUCAAAAAUGUACCUGUACUCCCUGAGGGCUCCGACGACGAAAUGGUUGAUGUUCCUUCGUCGCAAGCAUCCUCGCCAGUAGCCGAAGCAGAGGAAUCUACCGCCGAAUCCCCCGAGCAGGAUUACGAGGUCGAACCUGAGGCUGAAUCCAAAGUUGAAGUGGAAGGGGAGGGUGUAGACACUGAGGCCCGGACCCAUGCGGACCCCCAGACUGAAGGAGAGACCAUUGUCGCAACCCCCGGCGACAACGUCCCCCAACUUCAGGUUGGCGAUGACCCGAAGUACGGACCUGGUCGCCCAUCUGUUGUUCCCAAGAAACGUCGCAUCGGACGUCCACCCAAGAAUCCUCGCCCUGAAGAUACUCUCGACGCUGACGGCCACAUCCGCGUCACUACUCCAGUGAGAAGACGCCGAGGCCGUCCUGCUGCCAGCGGAGGACGCUGGGCCCGUAACCGCGGACCUUCACACCUCACACAAGUGCCCGUCGACAAAGAAGGCAACAUGAUGGAUGUCAUCAACGACGAAGUCUCGAUCCCUCCCGAUCCCAUCGGUGCUACCAAGGUUGACCAGGAUGGUCACCUCCAGGGAGGUCGUGAGUAUCGUGUGCGUACUUUCUCCAUCCUUGGUCGCGGCAAUCGUCUCUACAUGCUGUCGACUGAACCUGCCCGCUGCAUCGGCUUCCGCGAUUCCUACCUGUUCUUCCAGAAGCACAAGAUGCUCUACAAGAUCAUCAUUGAUGAUGAUGCUAAGCGUGACCUCAUUGAACGCGAUUUGAUCCCCCACUCUUACAAGGGUCGUGCCAUUGGCGUUGUCACUGCUCGCUCUGUGUUCCGUGAGUUUGGCGCCAAGAUUAUCGUCGGAGGCAAGAAGAUCACCGACGACUACGACGAGCAAGUUGCCCGUGAGCGCGGUGACGUCGAAGGCGAGCUGGCCGUCCCAGAGGAUAGAAUCCCCGGCCCUGGCGAAGAGUACAACCGCAAUCAGUAUGUUGCCUGGCACGGUGCCAGCAGUGUCUACCACACCAAUGCACCCACUGUGCCUCUCGCCGGCGGCAAGCCCGUUGAUACAAAGAAGCGACGUGUUCCCGUGACUGACGACAACUGGAUGUUGGAGCAUGCCCGCGCAGCAAGCAAUUACAACCACAAACUUGCCGACAUGCGCCGCACCAACCUGAAGGGAGUCUAUGAAGUGCACACCAACACCAUGCAAUACCCCAAGAUCAUGCAGCCAACCCACGCCCGCUGGGAAGCCGUCCCCGCAGAAUCAGACGCCCAAGCCGGUCUUGCAAGCAAUAUGUCUUCGCUCAACAUCGCCAACGCAGACAGUCCCGAAGCCACCGACGAGCCCACCAACAAAAACCUCAACGAAUCCAACGACCAACAACCCACCGACCCCGAAACAACCAAGCCCGCAACCAUCUUCCCCCCAGUCCCCCGCUCCGUCACAGACCGCUGCCUAGUCCAAGACAUCAUCUACGAAUCCCCCCAGUAUUCCAACAUGGGAAUUCCCGGCCCAGACGGCGAUCUCCACGACAUCGGCUACAACGGCAUGGUCAGCAUUGCCAACCCGACUCAUCCAGAGUUCAUGACCCCCGAAAUCAUCGCCCUCCUCCCGCCAGAGUGCAAGCAAGCCCUCCUCGACGCCGCCACCGCCGAAGUCGAGUGGAAAUCCAAGUGGGGCACAGAGUCGGAGAACGGCCACCGCGUCCAGCCCACCAAGAGCUACGCCUGGUUCCCUUGA
Molecule: messenger RNA, 1785 nt
Organism: Penicillium nucicola
Lineage: Eukaryota; Fungi; Ascomycota; Eurotiomycetes; Eurotiales; Aspergillaceae
Product: chromatin structure-remodeling complex subunit RSC7
Exons: 4
Coding region: 1-1785 (594 amino acids)
Cellular component (GO): nucleus
Molecular function (GO): chromatin DNA binding
Source: RefSeq, a predicted model, not a curated record